AUGGUGGGCGGGUCGCUAUUUUUCCCCGAUCCGUCAACCCCGCUGUCAGCAUCGCCGCCGGAUCCUUACUCCUCGCGCCUCUUUGGCCGAUCGGCCGCCACGGGAGCUUAUGCGAACGCUAACGUUGGAUCGCCGUACAAUCGAUCGCCCGCGAUCCCCGUUUCUUUCCCGCCGGACGAUCCCUCGGCUGCUUCGCCGUUCUCGAGAGAUUACGGCCAAUAUGGAGCUCCCAGCGCAACAGGCCUGUUCGGCCCUCCUCCCACCGCCACGCCCGGCGGUAACGGCUACAUGGAUCGCGGGUUGUCGUCCCGCUCCCCCACCUUCUCUCACUUCCCCUCCGCCACCCCCCUCGCGGACUUCCGCCGCGCAGCUCCGCCGUCCACGUCGCUCCUAUACCACGACUUGCGCGCCACGCCGGGGGGGGGAAGCAGGGGGAGUCCAAUUGCCAUCGCGCGCGGGUCCCCCGUGCAGAAAACCCCGCUACAGGAAGCCCCGCUUCAGGGACGCCCGGUAUUGGUUACUAUGACGGUCGCAGCGGGUCUCCGCAGACUCCGGUCGUUUUCACACUUGUCCUUACUCCCCCUCUUCUGUGUGCCUGUGUGUUUCUCUCCCUCGUCUCCCUCCGCAUCUCCCUCCGCAUCUCCCUCCGCGUCUCCCUCCGCGUCUCCCUCCGCGUCCCCCUCCGCGUGUCUCUCCGCGGGUGCGCGCAGUUUCCUCCCGGAGGAGCUACCGCUGGUGCUGCGGGAGUUGGAGGGGUGCGGGCGAGUGGUGGAGCACGUGCCGUGCCCCGGACGCGGCAAUUGGGUGAAUCUCAGGUUCCAGACAGCAGCGGAGGCACAGAGGGCGCUGGGGCGGUCGGGGCAGCAGAUCUCUGCAGGCACCAUCAUCGGUGUGAAGCUCAUGCAGGGGGAGGGCAGCAGCACAAGCUCCCCCCUUUCAGCACCCGCCUCUCCCCCACCCACCACCUCUUCCUCUGUCCUCUUCUCCACGCGCCCUCCUCCUGCCAUGUCGGGUGCUCCAGUCGCUGUGCCACAGCCUCAAUCCCGCACUACAGACCCUGCUCGCACGACCUCCUUUUUGCCAGGCGCAAGUACUACUUUCGGAUACCACUCUGUUCUUGCUGUUCCCUUCACAACUGCUGCUGCUGGUGCCGAUGCCGGUGCGCCAGGGGGUGUUGCGGCUGCUUCAGGGGUUGCGUCUGUGUGGCGGGGUGGCGGGCUGUUUGCUGCUACUCCAGUCCCGGCACAGCGAGGGCAGCAGCAUAGUACUAUGGAUGGGCACGGUGCUGCAGUGCCUAUCGCCUCUGCGAAUCAGUCUGUGUGGCAGAGGUUGGUGGAUGUGGUGUAUGGGCUCUAA
Molecule: messenger RNA, 1356 nt
Organism: Closterium sp. NIES-65
Lineage: Eukaryota; Viridiplantae; Streptophyta; Zygnematophyceae; Desmidiales; Closteriaceae
Source: the annotation of a GenBank genome assembly